This is a messenger RNA of Triticum dicoccoides, 674 nucleotides long. RefSeq names its product probable prefoldin subunit 2. Gene Ontology annotation, cellular component: prefoldin complex. The coding region runs from base 22 to 531 and encodes 169 amino acids. Lineage: Eukaryota; Viridiplantae; Streptophyta; Magnoliopsida; Poales; Poaceae. The record is from RefSeq and is a predicted model, not a curated record. Gene Ontology annotation, biological process: protein folding. The transcript has a single exon.
UGUUAGUGCAUCACAGGGAAAAUGGUAAGCAGGGCAGGGGGCGAACCCACAAACGAGCAAGUGGUUGCAAACACUUAUGCAAACAUGGGCACUGAAAUGAACCAGCUCUACACCAAGAUCACGGAGCUGGAAAUGGAAGUCAGUGAGCACUCUCUUGUGCUUGGCGCCAUAGAGCCCCUGGACCCCAUGAGGCGGUGCUACAGAAUGAUUGGUGGAGUCUUGGUUGAAAGGACCAUCAAGGAAGUGCUGCCCGCGGUGCACCGGAACAAGGAGGGCCUUGAAGAGGUGGUGGCUCGCAUGAAGGAGGCUCUGGAGACGAAGAAGAAAGAGAUGACCGAGUUUGAGCUCAAGUACAAGAUCAGGAACCGGAAGGGGGGCGAAAGCGGUGCCGAGGAAGGCAGCAUGAAGGAAGCCUCUGCUCAGCGUGUUCUUGUUGGCCCUGCAGGCCAGUACAGCAGAACGACGGGACAAAAAGGAGACUUUUGCAUAGUUGUUUAUCAAAGGCAGAUUGCUAUGUACCAACCUGACUGACUGUUUCCGAGCGCGGUAUUUUGUCAUGCUGCACUUAUGAUGGUAGUCUCGAAUCCUCAUGUGUAAAACUAGAGAUUAUGCUAUAUGCUGGUAACUGCAGAUUUUGCGCAGGUUGUGGCAUGACUCGCACAGCUUUGGUCGUG